Molecule: messenger RNA, 1206 nt
Organism: Cyclocybe aegerita
Lineage: Eukaryota; Fungi; Basidiomycota; Agaricomycetes; Agaricales; Hemipholiotaceae
Source: the annotation of a GenBank genome assembly
AUGGCCUCGCUGGCGCGGAUACGCAUCGCUCGUAGACUCCCUGCCUCCCUCUCAACGCGGGCGCGUCAGAUACACACGACGUCAGACACGACGCAGCUGCACGACAAGCCCGCCGACCUCUCCCAGCCUAUCACCGUCAAGCUCCAUGAAGACUCCUUCCGUGCCUACCUCUGCGACAAGCCCGAGCUCGAGCUGGAGGUAACGAAGGACGAGCUGCUGACAAUGUACAAGGAGAUGCAGACGAUGCGACGGAUGGAGAUGGCGGCGGAUGCGCUGUACAAGGCGAAGCUGAUUCGAGGGUUUUGUCAUUUGGCUAUUGGGCAGGAAGCAGUCUCAGUCGGCCUCGAGCACGGCAUCACCCCAAACGACCGCGUCAUAACCGCGUACCGCUGCCACCCCUUCGCCGUCAUGCGCGGCGGCACCAUCAAAGGCGUCAUCGGCGAGCUCCUCGGUCGCCAAUGCGGCAUGUCUCGGGGCAAGGGCGGCUCCAUGCACAUCUUCACCCCCACCUUCUUCGGCGGGAACGGUAUCGUCGGUGCGCAGGUGCCCAUCGGCGCCGGGGUCAGCUUCGCACAGAAGUAUAUGGGCGAGAAGACGUGUACGUUUGCGCUGUAUGGGGAUGGGGCGAGUAAUCAGGGGCAGGUGUUUGAGGCGUUUAAUAUGGCCAAGCUGUGGAAUCUCCCCACCAUCUUCGUCUGCGAGAACAACAAGUACGGAAUGGGCACCUCCGCUGCUCGCUCCUCGUCCAACACCGAGUACUUUACCCGCGGUGACAAGAUCCCCGGCCUCCAGGUGAACGGGAUGGACAUCAUCGCGGCCAAGCAGGCCGUCCAAUACGCCCGGAAGUGGGCCGUCGACGAGGAUAAAGGUCCGCUGCUCCUCGAAUUCGUGACGUACCGCUACGGAGGGCACUCGAUGUCCGACCCCGGCACGACCUACCGCACACGCGAAGAAGUCCAGCGCAUGCGGUCCACCCAAGACCCCAUCCGCGGGCUGCAGAACUACCUGCAAGAGUGGGGUUUGGCGAGCGAGCAGGAGUUGAAGCAGUUGGAUAAGGAGGCGAAGGCGGCGGUGGAUAGCGCGGUGGAGGAGGCGAAGAGGAGCCCGGAGCCGGGCGUGGAGGAGCUAUGGCGGGAUGUGUAUUUUGGGGGGACGGAGCCUGCGGUUGGGAGGGGGAGGGAGAGGGAGGAGGUGCACCGAUACUAA